Acanthaster planci (crown-of-thorns starfish) is the source of this 5793-nucleotide messenger RNA. Its product is annotated as tetratricopeptide repeat protein 22-like. Lineage: Eukaryota; Metazoa; Echinodermata; Asteroidea; Valvatida; Acanthasteridae. Gene Ontology annotation, molecular function: protein binding. The record is from RefSeq and is a predicted model, not a curated record. Gene Ontology annotation, biological process: signal transduction.
GACCCAACAUACCAACACACAGAACGUUUCCAGAGCUUGUCUGUCUCCCGAUAUGAUCCACGAAACUGAAGAAUCCGGCAGUGCGACCAUGUCAUCUGCAGAGGCAUUUGGUCAUUUUUUGCUGCCGCUGACAAUGAAUAAAGGUCACAUCGAGGCCAAGGAGGCUGAUUACGUGUUCAAAGUUAGAGGUGCCUUUCUUGACAUGAAGAAAGAGCGACCCGAGCGGCACGCCCUCAGGAAUCUCCUUGGUAUGCUGGCGUUCCGAACUGGUCAAUUGGAAGAAGCUUUCGAAUACUUGGACAAAAUUUUGUCCGAGGGAGAAGACCCUCAUAACCUGAACGCUCUUGCAAACCGUAAGUACAUGUGUGAGAGAUUAUUAAGAUACCCAGAGGCAAGGGACUGUGAGAGAAGGAUUGCUGCUCUUAUUAAGUAUGAUGGAACCGAAGGAUCUCAGAAAAGGAGCAAAAAGUUACGAGCACGCAGUCUGGCUGAACAAGCUUUUGCCUACUCUUUUGAACUUUUUUGGGAAUCGGUAUCAGUUGAACGGUAUUGUAAGUCGGUGGACUUGUACGAUCAGGCCAUUCGUCUUGCCGGACAUUUAAUAGACCAAAAUGAAGAAGAAGACUGGCUGUCAGUCAACGGAAUGGCCUGCCACAAAAUUUACAACAAAUGCAAAUACGAUAAAUCAAUGAAGGAUAAGGAGAAAACGUGGUUUGAGAAAGCUGUCCAGAACUUCGCGUCACUGGUCCGAAAAAGUCGAGACUGCAGUUUGGUGAGUGAGGGCUGGCGACAUCUCGGAGAACUCUUCGGACAGGUUAAAAAGUCACCUCAGCUUUUACCUUCAAUACCUCAAAAUAUGAGAAAAUACGUCUCCGAGCCAAGAAAGUGCUUCGAAGAAGCUAUGAAAAUCUCACCUCAAGAUGCAAGAAUUCUUGCUAGGUAUGCAGCUUUCCAUCAGCGAAACAGAAAUUAUACACAGGCUUUGUCAAUGGUCAACGAGUCUCUUGAAUGGGACAAAACUGAAUUCAACCAACAUGCGUAUUAUGUGAGAGCAACUAUUUGGCUUAACAAGUACAAGAAACAGCCAGCCUCUAACCUCCUCCAAAGAGCCGAACAAGAUUUGAGAACUGUUCUCAAAAAGUCGUCAACACCAUGGCAUUUUAAGUGCUUGGCUGAGGUACUUUAUUACAAAGCAAUGGACCAAAACAGUGAGUUGAAGCAGGAAAAUGAGAAACAGAUCAACCUGCAGCUGGCUCUGACAUACUGUGCCAAAGCCCUGAUCUGCCAAGAUGGUAAGAAUAGGGCAGAAAAUCACAAGCUGAGAGGUGAUUGUCUCUGUGAAAUGGGAGAGCACCAGGCGGCUUUAGGGUGCUACCGACGGGCCCUUGAGUGUGAAAUAGGUACUAACUCGGUCAUGGGGAGUGGCGGGAAUUCUUUAGUUACAGAGUUCCACCACAUCCUCAAGGACAACGCAACUCUCUCUGAAAACAAAAAAUUCCUCCGUCAUAUGGUCUACUGGCUUUACAAGGCAGCUGAGUUUUGUCUUUCCAAUGAUCUCAUCUUGUUGCCACUGAAAAAACUAAAAGACCUUGCAGGGCUUUGGGAGUCAUUUGCCCAGUUCUGUGACAGUAACAAAUACAACUCGUACCUAGAAAUCAUAGAGCUGGCAGCGACUGACAAGACGAGUCGACAACGACAGCAUGCUGCCUCUCGGAUGUACUCUGUUCCGGAAUUUCAAACCAGGGGCGACAAAGAAAAAUCUGUUCUACCAAAAAGACCCCAACGCUACUCUGAGUCACAAGGCUUGGAAGUUGAACGGACAGUGUUUGACACGUUCCAGUCUACAGAGGAGUUAGACAUGGAUGUUGGGGCAUUUGCAGGGCCAUCAGGGGAAAACGUUCUUGACAGCCCCGACAGAAGCGUCCGGACUGCGGCCAAAUCUUUGUCAGAGAUAGAUCGUACCACAACGCCGUCUCCUCCAACACCGUUACCAGGAGAUGGCUUUCAGCAGCAGGUUCGGGAUGCACCUGAAAAACCACUGAAUCAAAAGGGUCUGAUGUAUGACUUCUUUGUGAUUUACAGCAGCAAUGCGUCGGAAUGGGUAAAAUACUGCAUGUUGGAGGAACUUGAAGAAGACGGUUUUAAGGGAUGCAUUAAAGACCGUGACUUUAUCCUUGGCAAACCUAAGAAGAAAAACUACGUGAACAGCAUCCAAAAAAGUACCUGUACCAUCAUAGUCAUCACUGCAGACUUCCGUGAAGAUAAAGAUGCCCACGACGCUAUGUAUAUGGCUCUUGACAGCAGUCCCCUAGUGAUUCCUGUUCUACGUGAAGCCACAGGCAUGCCCCCAGAGCUUAAACACAUCGCUUACCUUGAUGCAACAGGUGUUGUAGACUGGGCUUUGUUAAAGAGAAGUAUCGAGCAACAGGUUAAACUUGAUGUUGCCUGGGAUGGUUGAUAGUUUUCAAUUCGAGUGAUGGUGAUCGGGCUGAGCCCAAUCGCUUGGUAUAUGAAUGGGUGCUUUCUCCUUGGUCGUAGUUUUCUGGACGACAUUUCUGGAAAUAUUAUUGCAGACUGUACAAAAUAUUAGACUGAAACUUCGCAUGAACAUCAACUCUGACAUCAAGAUGUGAAUACAAGAGAACACCAUUAGGUUUCAAGCAAGAAGCGAGUUUUUACCGCAAACUGUGACUAAAUUCGGUCAGCUAAAUUACAACUAAACUUUUUCUCGUCUCUCACAAAAAAACAAACAAAACAUGUUUCUUGUGGGAUGUGAUUAACCCUAACCCUCUGGGCGUAUGUCAAAUCACACUGAAAUCAGCGGAUUUGGGACUGUUACGUAUAGCUAUUCCUCAGCAGCAGUAUAUUUUCAAUUUUGACAAAAAUUGACCUUUACUUCUAAUAUUAAUGGAAGCUUGAAACUAGGUUAAUUUCGAAAGAGAGAAAUCUCACAUACUCUCUGAAUGCAAAAGUGUGAAAAACCCACUCUUAAAUGGGUGAUUUUCGUUAAAAGUAUUAUUAUUUUUGGGUCAUGAUUAUGAUUAUUAUCAUUAUUAUUCUAUUCAGAAAUCAAUCAACAAAUUGUACAUAUACGUAGAGAAAACCGGACACGGUUGAUUCAUUCUGGGAUAACCCAAGAAAGCCAAUUACACGGGCUUACUUCCAUCGGGGUCCCUUAAGUUUGGACAAAUUUACACUUGUACAUAACAAACAAAACAUGAAAAGCAAGUAAAUUACCAAUCCACUUAUCGACCACUAUUUCAUUAAUUACUGAUUAAAAUCACAUUCAAAUUUCCCUGCAUUACAAAAAUCAAAACAAUCAAAUGCAUUAAAAACAUUUGAUAUCACUCAUUCCCUUCCCAUUAAUCAAGAAUCAGUCUUAUUACAUAGAGACACUACAUUUCUGUAUUUCUCUAUUGAUUGGCAUUUUGUGAUAGAUAUGACUUUACUUGUUUUUUUAAACCCUGGAAGACUGGAGAUGCUUCUCAUAUUAGACGGCAGUGCAUUCUAGUCUUUAACAGCUGUAACAGAAAAUGAAUUUCUUCUAGAGUGAGUUGGAACAAUGAAAUUAAACAAACUUUGCCUUGUAUUGUAAGAGUAUCUAUCAGAAACACAGGUGAAAUUAUCACGCAUAUAUUUGGGAGCUAAGUUAUGGACCAUUUUAAAUACAUGAUUGAGGUUCAAUUGAGUCACCCGAUCCUGAACAUAAAGUAACCCCAGUCUGUCAAGUUUUCUCUGACCAAUAUGAGCCCUACGAUUUUUGUCCAGUAAUUUGUUCUUCAGUCUUACGGAUAAUGCAGAGUACCAUGAUGAACAUGAAUAAUCAAAGUGACAUUGAAUCAACGCAGAGCACAAAAAUUACGUGAUUUUUCAUUGAGAAAAUUGGCCUGUCUGUAUAAAAACUUCAGUCUGUCCCCAGCUUUCUUAAUAGUUGAAGUAGCAAUGCAUUCACCAGUUAAAACAGGGUCUAGAAUAACUCCUACAUAUUUAACAGAUGAAGAUAAUUAAACCAUUUCUCUAUUGCACUUUACUGCAAAUGAAUCUACUUUCUUCAAUUUGCCCUUAGACCCAAACAGAAUAGACUCUGUUUUGCCCAAAUGUAAAGAUAAUUUGUUGUCAAUGAGCCAUAGCACAACUGUUCCUACAUGUAUUUCAUGAGAGUUUUUGUCAGAAACCAAGAGAGCACUAUCAUCAGCAUAAAGUAGUAUGAAUACUCAUUGGCAUGUCAUUUACAUCACAUAAGAAUAGUAAAAAACACUCCAAAAGAGUGAAAACCACUCCAAAGAGUAAAAAUCACUCCCCAAGAAGUGUCCCUUAAAUGGUUACCUCAGUUUUGGAGUUACAUUCACUCUUUUUUAAUGGUUUUCACUCUUUUAGAGAGGUUUUCGGUUAUUCAGUUACUGUUUUGACAUUCUUUUAUGAGGGACUCACUCUUUGGAGACUGAGUUUCUCACUCCUUAGCAUUUAGAACUUAAGACAAACAUGUGCCUAUAGAUGUUCACAUUUUUAUGAAAUUCCCAUGACGUCACUGUAUAAUGAAUUACUUUUAAAUAGUGGUUAAAAGAAACGUUUUAACUCUAUCAUUUUAAAUUGCAUGAGAUAACACUUUUAAAUUUUAGGAUCUGGGAAACUUUGGCAACGUGUUUUGAUGCAGACACAAAAACUCUCUUGGCCUUUACUUCCAGGGCAAAAGGAAGUGGAAAAAAGUAAUUUUUCUUUAAUGAACAAUAUCCCUUUAAUGUUUUAAGGGGUUUGUCAAACUAUAAAAGGAAAGCUGACAUUUAUCACACAAAACGGUAUAGUGACUUGUGGCAUAUUAAAGCCUAGACUGGGCAUUAAGUAUGACGGCUUGUGUGAAGUUCAGCAACAAUGACCCCAUUGAACCAGGGAGUUGUUGCAGAAAGAAUUUCUAGAUGAUUUUUUGUUAGUUCGACCGGGUCAUUAAAUACACAUAUGAGGUGUUUUACAGGAAGUGGCACGAACUAGAUUGUCCACAAAGGGUUAGCAAACCAGAAGUCACUAUCACCCGAUCACUUCACAUCUGUAAAUAAAAGAACAUGAAUUUUUCAUGAAUGUAAGCCAAAGUUAAUGUCUAUGUAGCAAUUCCACUUAAAACAUGCUAGAAUAAGGAAUUGGCAAAAUAACUCAAAAUAAUGGAUGCGAUUUUUUAUGUUUGACUGACGGCACGAAAAAAUCACUCGAAUACCAGCAAUUGUCCAAGUGUAUUUAUCUGUUAUCACUGGUCAAUGGACUAAGACAUACAAAGCAUUCAUCCUGGCAAGUAAAUUUUCAACGGAACACAAAUGAUACCUGUGUCUUCCAGUGGUUUAUUCUAACCGCCACAAGCUGGCCAAAAACUUCUCUCUCCCUAACAUCAAACGAUCAUAACACUUGAAAAAAAGGAGAUUUUUCUUUACGGCUUUGGAAAGACAGUUUGGGUGUCGUAUGGAUGUUUUCGUAGACACUGUUGUUAGGUCUUUUUAUUUUGUUGAUCAGACCGUUCACUCAGAAAACUUUCAAGUCUAUAAUUUUCAUUUAAACAAACCAACUACAUUUAUGCUGUGUAUAUGUAAAGAGAGAAUACCAAAAUCUUUUUUCCUUAAAGGAUCCAAGAAACGAAUUUUUCUUAGGAGCACUUUUUAUGUAUCUCUGUACCCAUUUUCAAUAUAUGAAGACUGUUUGGCAUCUUUUAUAUUGUAAAAUAUUUCUAUUUCAUGGUCCCUUUAACUACAGGCCUACACGUAAUUUGUUAGGAAUAAAGCCAAACUUUACAAUACAUUUGAUAAUAUUUUA